AUCAAUCUACAACAUGCACGUGGAGGUCAACUUCGUGAGGUGAUAGUUUAGAUCGGUAUGGAAUAAUAGAUAGAGGUAUGAAAGUCACAAAAAGGUAACAUAUAAAUCAGUACACUUGGAUGUUUAAUUUUGGCAAUUUGAAAUUUGUUGAUUGGAUAUCAAAGUGCUUAGGUAGAUAGAGUAUAUCUCUAUCAGGAUUCAGGGUAGGAGGCAAAAGAGAUGGGGGAAGAGAGUUCAAAACCCAAGAGUUCCUACACCAAAGACACAAUCAUCUCCAAGGAAUUAUCUGAGGAAGCAGCUACUUUGGUGGAUAGUCUCUUUACCCGUGUACGACUCGAUGGGGCCAACUUUCUAACCCAAUAUGAUGCUAAGGACUCCUUCUCUGAACUUACUCGCGGCUGCCUCAAGGUCCACACCAUCCACCCUGGCAAAGUCUCCUGCGUUUUGUCUGUCAAACCUUCCCUAUCGAAUCUUUAUAAUAGCAUGCAUGGAGGAGCUGUUGGAGCUGUCGCAGAGAAGGUGUCAAUUGCCUGUGCCAGAACUCUAGUGGGAAAGGAUAAGGAACUCUUUCUUGGAGAAUUGGGAAUGUCAUAUAUCUCUGCUGCUCCAAGCAAUGCAGAGGUGAGAGUAGAUGGGUCUGUCAUUCGGAGUGGAAGGAACCUAACUGUAGUUGCAGUUGAAUUUCGUCUCAAGGACUCAGGGAAAUUGGUCUACACCUCUAAUGCAACAUUCUAUCAUAUGCCCGUCGCAAGUUUAUAAACUCAAACUCUUAACACAUUAAGUUGAUACAUUUGCUAAACGCUUUCAGCAGACCCACCUAAUAUACAAUGGCAAAUCAUUGAUAUAGCAUCAGUAGAUGAAUUUGAGACUCAAGACUCUUAUCUUUAAUCACCAAAGCAAUACUUACAUCUCGAAUACACAAUUGAACUACUAUGAUUUAUUGAAAGAGAAUGAAGUGAAAAGUCAUGUACAUCAA
Molecule: messenger RNA, 976 nt
Organism: Lycium barbarum (goji berry)
Lineage: Eukaryota; Viridiplantae; Streptophyta; Magnoliopsida; Solanales; Solanaceae
Exons: 3
Coding region: 220-759 (179 amino acids)
Molecular function (GO): fatty acyl-CoA hydrolase activity
Source: RefSeq, a predicted model, not a curated record